AUGGCUGCAGAGAUUAAAGUGCUUUUCUGUGUUGGACUCGCUGUCAUACUAACAGGUGUGGGAAAAUCUGCCUUUACUGGGAAAAUCCAUGGUAUAGAGAAUGUUGAUCCCGUGCUUCAGUAUGUAGCUAACAACUCACUGAGGGAGCACCCGGUCCUCACCAAACUCAGACUGAGAACCCUUGAAGACCAGUGGAGUACAAUGAUGGUUGCCAGUGAUCAAGCCCAACUGAUGGCAAAUCUCAUUAGGCUGAUUAAUGCCACUAAAGCUAUUGAAAUCGGGAUGUACACUGGGUACAAUGCACUGAAUAUGGCUUUGGCCAUGCCAGAAAGUGGACGUGUGAUUGCCUGUGAAAUAGAAAGCACCUACAUAGACAUUGCCAAACCCUUUUUUAAAGAGGCUGGAGUCGAAAAUAAGAUAGAUGUUCGGCAUCAAAUCGCCAUGAAGACACUGGAUGAACUGAUAGCAGCUGGAGAAGCUGGGACAUUUGACUUUGUGUUCAUCGAUGCUGAUAAAUUUAACUAUGACAGAUACUAUGAAAAGUCUCUAGAGCUGAUACGAAAAGGGGGCAUUAUUGCAAUUGACAAUGUGCUGUGGAGUGGACAGGUUGUGAAUCCUGCUCCCAGUGACUUGACCUCACAAGGUCUAGAUGCGCUCAAUAAGAAGCUACACAAGGACCAGAGGAUUGAACUGAGCAUGCUCACUGUGGGGGAUGGGCUGACUAUUGCUAUUAAACGCUAA
Pelmatolapia mariae (spotted tilapia) is the source of this 741-nucleotide messenger RNA. RefSeq names its product catechol O-methyltransferase domain-containing protein 1-like. Gene Ontology annotation, molecular function: O-methyltransferase activity; S-adenosylmethionine-dependent methyltransferase activity. The transcript is spliced from 7 exons. The coding region runs from base 1 to 741 and encodes 246 amino acids. Lineage: Eukaryota; Metazoa; Chordata; Actinopteri; Cichliformes; Cichlidae. The record is from RefSeq and is a predicted model, not a curated record.